AAAAUCGACUCUCACUAACACUGAAUGAAUAGGAUUGUGAAACCCUUAAAGUUCCCAGCAAGUACUUCAUAUUCGGUUAUUUCAAGAGCAGUCAGUGUAAAUAUGAAACGCACAAUCAACAACUCGAUUGUGUUGAACGAAACCGAAGUCAAUAUUAAGAACCUUCUACUCGAAUUCUGCAACCAGUACAACUCGACCAUCCAAGAUAGAACCCGUCAUUUAGUAUUAAGAAUCACCGGUGGUUGGGUCAGAGACAAGUUGCUCGGCGACGAGAGUCACGAUCUUGAUGUAGCCAUCAACCACAUGUCAGGAGAAGAGUUUGCAAGUAAGUUACUGCUAUACCUCACUAAGCAUCACCCAGAUUUACCACUCAGCUCCGUUUAUAAAAUCAAAAGCAACCCUGAAAAGUCCAAGCACUUGGAAACCUGUACCACCAAGAUCUAUGACUUGGAUAUCGACUUUGUGAACUUGCGAUCGGAGAAGUACACAAGUGAAAGCCGAAUUCCUGUCAUUGAGUAUGGAACUGCACAAGAAGAUGCGUUGAGAAGAGAUGCCACUUUAAAUGCAUUGUUCUACAACUUGAAUGAGAGCAAGAUCGAAGACUUUACCAAUCGUGGACUCCAGGAUUUACAGGAUGGCAUUCUUCGGACUCCGUUGAAGCCUUUACAAACAUUUCUCGAUGACCCAUUGAGAGUGUUGCGUUUGGUGAGGUUUGCCAGCAGAUACAACUUUACCGUGGAAACCGAAACGUUGACGGCAAUGAAAGAUCCCGAAAUCAACGCCAGCUUAUUGCAUAAAAUCAGCCGUGAAAGAGUGGGUGUAGAGCUUGAUAAAAUAUUGACAUCAGCCAAUCCUGAGUACGGCUUGAGACUUCUCAACUACGUGAAUAUCACUGAAAGUGUGUUCAAUGUGGGAACCAUUUCUUCACAGUUGAGUAAAUUCAACAGUACCAAUGAAAUUGAACAGUAUGGCCGUCUUAGCCAGCAGCUAGGUCCACAGGUGAGUGCUGCCACUGCCGUUUUCCCUGUGUUCAAAAGCAUUUUGUUGGGCUCGGAUAACCAUCGAUUAAUUGGCCUGUUCAAUACGGUUUCCUCCAAGCAUUUAUGGUUGUCUGUGGUGCUCUAUCCAUUCCGCAGCAUGUCGUUGCGCAUCAAUGACAAGAUGUCUGGCAUUUACCAUGUUCCAGAAAUCAUCAUCAAAGAAGGACUCCGGUUUGGCAAGCACGACUUCGAACCGGUCCUGAACGUACUUGCCAACUUGGGCUCGUCGUCUGAAAUAUGGGCCAACACCGUCGCUGGAACCAUCGCCAGGUCUAGGUUGGGUUUAUACUUACGGCAGUUUGGCAUCUACGGGGAUGUUAACAUCCUUGUCAACUGCUUUCUCGAAGCUCUACAACAGGUGCAACACUUAUUGAAACCAUCACACGACGAGCCCACUCCACAGCCCCCUGUGUUGAACGACCCUGACAUCAAUGACGCUCUCACUGCAACUAUUUCCAAGUACGAGCGGAUUUUGGGUGCCAUUGAAGAGCAGGAUUUGACUUUGGUGCACAGUCUUAAGCCGUUGGUGGAUGGAAAAACCAUCUCCAAAGCCCUUGACAAGAAGUCAGGGCCAUGGAUGGCACCUGUCAUCCAAGAAGUGCUCGUGUGGCAGCUUGAUAACCCACAGGGCACUCCAGAACAGUGUCUUGAGCAUCUCAAACGAUCUUUAUAGAGCAUAUAAUAUACCGGCAGAUUUUUUGAGUCAUAGGACU
Molecule: messenger RNA, 1753 nt
Organism: Yamadazyma tenuis ATCC 10573
Lineage: Eukaryota; Fungi; Ascomycota; Pichiomycetes; Serinales; Debaryomycetaceae
Source: RefSeq, a predicted model, not a curated record